UAUCUACCUUACGUGGCAGAGGAUAGUUUGUGAACGAAGUGUUGGCAAUUGGAUGUUAAAUUCAUUAUUGACUUGAAAGCUUUUGAUGAGGUGCCUCGCAAGAGAUUAAUUGCUGUAUAUGCAUGAAGAAAACAAGAUGAACCCUCAGUAUGUUGGACCACCACAGCAGUUCACACCUCAACAAAUGCCAGAUCAAAGCUCAUCAUAUGUACCAGCAUCUUCUCCUAAUGUGUACAAUGGUCUAAAUAACCAACCAGGAGCAAUACCUGAGUAUGGAAUGCCUCUUACUGGAAAGCCUUUGCCAUAUCAAAAUUAUGGUGUUUCAUCUACCUACAGUCAAAAUGGUUUAAUGCCACAAGGGCAGCAACAACCUUCACAUUCAGGAACUCUGAUACCAAAGCCCAUAGCUAUGACAGUACCAGAACCACAGUUUCCUUACCAAGGUCCAGCACCUUUAGUCUCUGACCAGGUAACUCGACAAGUUGGUGAACUAAGUAUUGGACCAUCAAAUCUUCAGAGGCCGCCAUCAAGUGUAGCAGCAUCUCAAGGAAUGGUUUCAUCACAAAGGCAAGGAAUUGGAGGACCUCAACCAUCUUUUGCUGUUGGCCCACCACCACCUCGACAGAUUACUCCUGGCCCAUCACAUAGAUUUCCUGCUACUCUUGCUUCUCAGCAUACACUAAGUGGUAGCAGUUUUCCAGCUUCUUAUAGUUAUUCAGCCCAGUAUGGUCAACCACCAAGGUCUUAUGCUCCUCCAAACCCAGUGGCUCCUGUGGCACCUCCUCAGCUCUCAAGUACACAAUAUUCUCCUCUGGUGGGAGCUGGUCAGCCUGUUGGGCCAGGUGUUUCAUCGUCUUCUAGCAUGCUUGUUCAACCACAGAGUACACAGUAUCAUCCCAUACCAGGAAGUGGACCAUCUCUAGUACCAGGUGUACCCCCAUCUUCUGGUGCACCUCCACAGUAUCCUCCUUUUUCAGGAGCUGGUCAACCUUUGGGAUCAAGUGUUUCUUCUCUUCACCCACAACAGGGUCCUUAUCAUGGAGCUCUCCACCCUGUAGCCAGUCAGCCACUGACUUCCAUAUCAACACUUCCACCCUCUAGUCAGGUGAAUGGUCCAGUAUCAGGUGCUCCACUGACUUCAGGAGUGCCCUCCAUACAGUCUCGGUAUCCAUAUACACAAGCCUCCCAACAACAACCAGCUGCUAUACAGUCUCAGUAUCCUCCUGCUGCACCAGGAAUGCCUCAAAAUCGAAUGGGAGCUCCAGUUGCUCCUCAACAGCCUAGACGGUUAGAUCCUGAUCAGAUGCCAAGUCCGAUUCAAGUUGUAGAUGAUGACAGAAAGCAAAGAAGUGGUACAUUUUAUACAAAUACAAAAGGACAAGUUCCACCAUUAGUUACCACUGAUUUUCUUGUUCAUGACGAAGGAAACUGUAGUCCUCGUUUUGUAAGAUCCACAAUCUACAGUGUCCCUACAACAUCUGAAAUGUUGAAACAAGCAGCUGUACCUUUUGCCAUAACAAUAAGUGCAUUUGCCAAACUGAAAGAUGGAGAACAUUCUCCUCCUGUGUCUGAUUCAGGUGAGACUGGUCCAGUACGUUGUAUUAGGUGUAAAGCUUACAUGUGUCCUUUCAUGCAGUUUAUAGAUGGAGGUAGAAGAUUUCAGUGUGUCUUCUGCAAAGGAACAUCAGAAGUUCCUCCAGAAUAUUUUUCUCAUCUUGAUCACAUGGGACAGAGAACAGAUAAGUUUCAGAGACCUGAGCUGUGUCUGGGAUCAUAUGAAUAUUUAACUACAAAAGAUUACUGCAAAAAUGGAGUAUUACCUAAGCCUCCUGCAUUUAUUUUCAUGAUUGAUGUUUCAUACAACAGCAUCAGAAAUGGAAUGGUGAAGCUACUUUGUGAAAACAUGAAAGAAGUUUUGGCUUUUCUACCGAAAGAAGUAGGAGCACCAGCAUCUGUUGUUAAAGUUGGGUUUGUCACCUAUAGUAAUGUUGUUCAUUUCUACAAUGUCAAGGGAAACCUGGCCCAGCCUCAGAUGUUGGUGGUUCCAGAUGUCCAGGAAAUGUUUGUUCCACUCUUGGAUGGCUUCUUAGUGUCUGCAGAAGAGGCAGAAUCUGUAAUAGAUAGCUUAAUGGAACAAAUACCACAGAUGUUCAUGGCCACAAGAGAAACUGAGACUAUUUUAGGACCUGUAAUACAAGCAGGGCUUGAGGCACUAAAGGCUGCUGAUUGUGCUGGAAAAAUCUUCAUCUUCCAUACCACAUUGCCAAUAGCUGAUGCUCCUGGAAAGCUAAAAAAUAGAGAUGAUAGGAAGCUUCUUGGAACAGACAAAGAGAAAACUAUCCUAGCUCCCCAGUCUACCUUCUAUAACAACUUAGGCCAGGAAUGUGUCACCGCUGGGUGUUGUGUGGAUCUCUUCCUAUUCCCUAAUUCAUAUAUUGAUAUAUCUACCAUUGGUCAAGUCUGUCGCCUCAGUGGUGGACAAGUUCACAAGUACACUUAUUUCCAGGCAGAUGUUGAUGGUAGAAGGUUUCUAGAAGAUUUAAAACAUUCCCUACAAAAGACUGUUGCAUUUGAUGCAAUCAUGAGAGUUAGAACAAGCACAGGUAUAAGGCCCACAGAUUUUUAUGGCCAUUACUAUAUGUCCAAUACAACUGAUGUGGAACUGGCAGCAGUUGAUGAAGAUAAAUCAAUUAGUGUGGAAAUUAAAUAUGAUGAUAAAUUAACAGAGGAAGAUGGAGCCUAUAUCCAAGUGGCAGUAUUAUUUACUAGUUGUGGGGGCCAACGUCGGCUACGAGUACAUAACCUUGCUCUUGAAACCUGUAACCAGAUGGCAGUCCUGUAUAGAAACUGUGAACUUGACACCAUCAUGAAUUACUUUUCUAAACUAGGUCUCAGAAUGAUAAUAGAACAAACACCUAGGCAGAUGAAAGACUAUUUCAUUAAUAGAAGUGCUCAGAUUUUGGCUUCAUACAGGAAACAUUGUGCUAGUCCCUCAUCAGCUGGCCAGCUUAUUUUACCAGAGUGUAUGAAACUGCUACCAUUGUACAUCAACUGUUUAACUAAAAGUGAUGCAUUAUCAGGAGGGCCUGAUAUGUCUACAGAUGAUCGUAGUUUUGCAAUGCUGGCUGUAGCCACUAUGGAUAUCGCUUGCAGUACAGGUUAUUUGUAUCCUCGUCUAUUACCACUUCAUGAUGUUGAUCCAGACUCCACAGAGUUUCCUAAAGCUGUCAGGUGCUCUGUAGAAAAAAUCAAAGAUAAUGGUGUUUAUCUACUUGAAAAUGGUGUGCACAUGUUCUUGUGGAUAGGAAUGGCAGUAAACCCAGAUUGGCUGCAGAAUGUCUUUGGUGUCCAGACAGCAGCUAGAGUGGAUAUUGACAAGACAUCCUUGCUGGAAUUGAACACUCCUCUUUCUCUUCGCAUCCGUGAUAUUGUUGAAACUGUAAGAGAAGAAAGACAGAAAUGCAUGAGGCUGACAAUUGUUCGUCAAGGGGACAAAUUGGAGUUAGUAUUUCGUCAGUACCUAGUUGAAGACCGUGGAAGUGAUGGAAGUGCCUCUUACGUUGACUUCUUAUGCCACUUACACAAGGAAAUUCGAAGUUUGUUGUCAUGAAGAGAACUUAAAUAGAAGACUGUUGUUUGUAGUCUCAUUGUAAAUUGAAUGAUUUCUUUGUUGAUAAAUAUAAAUCUUCUCAUAACUGACUGACAUACAUCUGAUAAUAGAAAUGAUGGUGAAAAAGUUUAGUUAAGAAAAUCUGGUUACCUCCAGUCCACUCCACCUCCCCACCCCCACUUUUAUUUGGGAUUGCUGGUAAUUGGGAAUUUGUUUUAAUUCAGCUGUUGUCCUUCUUUUGUAACGUAUAUGCUUAUUAUGUGCAUCAAAUAUACUUGAUAGAUUAAGUCUACAUUAGACAAAGAUUUUAGAAAUAUAUAUAAAAGUCAGGUUUUGGGUUUCUGAAACAGACAUUUCUAGCUUAUACACACAUGAUUAUAAAAUUCAUGUGUAAAGCUGAGAUUGACUUUGGGAUUUAGGGUUAAUGCCAUGAUGCUCUUCUUACUUUUCUGAAGCAGAAUCCUUUUAAUAAGGUUAAAAGUUCAUAUGAAAUGUAUCCGAAAUCUUAAAUACAUAUUUAAUUUGAAAUUUUAAAGAUUGCCAAAUCCUGAUGGAAACUUUGUGAAAAGAUUAUACAUUAAUUUGUUUGACUGUUGAGUAGUCAAAUUUGCAUCAUACAUAAAAAAAUAAAAAAAAAAAUAAAAAAAAAUAAUAUUGAAGUAUGUUCUAGCGAAAUGCAUCAGAUUGCAAAAAAACAAAUAAGUUGAACUGCUGUGUGGGCUGUAUUUAAAACCAUGAGAAAAUAUUUUGUGCUCAAAGAAAAAACUUGUGUCAUUCUUAACUAUUUUUAAAACUAGUUAUUUAGCUACAUGACUGACUUAGAGUAAUGCUGAGUACAACAUACCUGUUGCAUUGGUCCUUAAUAAGCCAUCUAUGAAAAUGUUAUAUGAUAUAAACUACUGAAACCUACUAUGUUAAUGUUUUUAAUACAAUUUGAUAAAGUUUCAGAGAAAAGGGGUAUACUGCUCCAAGAAGUUAUUAGAUCUGUAUUCAUAUACACAAACACAUCUUGUGAUCUGAUAAUGUAAGACACUUUGAAUAGAACACUUUUUUUUUGCUCUAUUAAUUUGUUUUUGGUUUUAUUUUUUUCUAAUCUAUUGAACUUUGAUCUUACCAGAUAGCUUCUGUUGAAAUAUUAAAUACAAAAACCACUGUUAGAAAAAGCAUUUGGUUCCUAAUUACCUUUGUUCAAAGCUGUUCUGAACAAACUAUGGAAUUGAUUAAAUAGCAGCAGUGCAGAAGAUUGUAGUGUUUUCUUGCAACAGUUCUUACAUGUUUAUGGUAAUAAAUUUCCAAUAUAUUAUAA
This is a messenger RNA of Limulus polyphemus (Atlantic horseshoe crab), 4916 nucleotides long. RefSeq names its product protein transport protein Sec24C-like (gene Sec24CD). The transcript has 23 exons. NCBI's taxonomy places the organism in Eukaryota, Metazoa, Arthropoda, Merostomata, Xiphosura, Limulidae. Gene Ontology annotation, molecular function: zinc ion binding; SNARE binding. Bases 119 to 3610 code for a protein of 1163 amino acids. The record is from RefSeq and is a predicted model, not a curated record. Gene Ontology annotation, cellular component: endoplasmic reticulum exit site; COPII vesicle coat. Gene Ontology annotation, biological process: intracellular protein transport; endoplasmic reticulum to Golgi vesicle-mediated transport; COPII-coated vesicle cargo loading.